AUGCCUGUCCUCUACAAUGACUUAUCCAUAAACGACUCUCAUAUCCAUACGAGACAGUCGUCGAGUCUCUUCGAUGUCUCCCAUAUGUUGCAAAUGCAGGUCAGAGGCAAAGAUCGCAUUGAAUUCAUGGAAAGCCUAACCGUCGCUGACAUCCAAGGAUUAGCCGAAAAUACCGGAACUCUUACUCUCUAUACUAAUGAAAACGGAGGUAUUAUUGAUGAUCUGAUUGUCACCAAAACAGACAAAGAUUUUCUGUACGUCGUCUCAAAUGCCGGACGUAUUGACGAAGACUUAAAACAUGUCACAACUCAUUGCCAAACAUUCAAAGGCAAAGGCAAAGAUGUAUCAAUAGAGAUAUUGGCCCGUGGUCUUUUGGCACUACAGGGCCCACAAUCGGCCAAAUGCUUGCAAUCGUUAGUUAGCGUUGAGUUAUCAAAAUUGAAUUUCAUGUCAUCAGUGGUGACGAGUGUUUGCGGUGUCGAUGACUGUCGGAUCACACGAUGCGGUUAUACAGGAGAGGAUGGCUUUGAGAUAUCGGUUCCCACCGAAAAAGCUGUUCUCGUGGCCAACACUUUGCUCACAUCGUCUAAGGGUGUGAUCCGAUUGGCGGGUUUGGGCGCGAGAGACACACUUAGACUCGAAGCCGGUCUUUGUCUUUAUGGUAACGAUAUUAACGAGAAGACGGGUCCGAUCGCAGCCUCCCUUACGUGGACUAUAGCUAAAAGACGUCGACAAACGGCUGACUUCAUUGGCUCUCAAAUUAUUUUAAAGCAACUUAAAGAUAAGCCUAAAGAGCGAAGAGUGGGAUUGCAUGGACUGACAUCAGGUCCGCCCGCGAGAGCGCACUCUUCAGUAUUAGACGCCAAUACAAAGGAACCGAUCGGUGAAGUGACGAGUGGUUGUCCAUCGCCUUCACUCAAGAAGAAUAUAGCGAUGGCUUACUUACCGAUGUCUCACAAAAUUGGUUCAAAAAUAUAA
Messenger RNA from Medioppia subpectinata, 978 nucleotides. NCBI's taxonomy places the organism in Eukaryota, Metazoa, Arthropoda, Arachnida, Sarcoptiformes, Oppiidae. The record is from the annotation of a GenBank genome assembly.